This is a messenger RNA of Anguilla anguilla (European eel), 1516 nucleotides long. RefSeq lists its product as uncharacterized. Lineage: Eukaryota; Metazoa; Chordata; Actinopteri; Anguilliformes; Anguillidae. Bases 109 to 1203 code for a protein of 364 amino acids. The record is from RefSeq and is a predicted model, not a curated record. The transcript has a single exon.
CAUGUUGAUACCUCUACUCACAAAUGUGGCCACACACUGGAUCUUCUCAUAACCAAUCACCUUCCUCUAAAUAACCUGCAGAUCUCAGACCUUGGCUUCUCUGACCACAUGGCUGUGUCGGCAGAUCUGGCAUUUCUCCCACCUCCAAGAAACUGCAAACGUGUCAUUCAUUUCCGAAACAUUAAAUCAGUUGACACAGUGCAGUUUGCCCAGCAUCUCCAGACUACAGCCUCUCCUCCUAUUGGUUUAUCUGCCGAGGAAUCUGUCUCCCACUACAACGAGCUUCUGGGUAACACACUCAACCAGUUCGCUCCCCUCAAAUCACGCACUGUAUCCUUCUCUCGCUCUGCCCCCUGGUACACCCCUGAACUACGAAAAAUGAAGUCGGCUGGACGUAAGCUUGAACGCCUAUGUCGGUCUACAUGUCUCCCUGUUCACAAGAUCGCCUUCCAUGAACAUCAGAGGGCAUACUCGCUAGCACUAAAAAAUACGCGGUCAUCUUUCCUCUCCAACCUCAUUGACCGUGACGCUGGCAACCCCAGGCACCUUUUCUCUACAAUUAACCACCUCCUAAAACCAGCAUCUCAAUCCCCUAUUGAAGCAUCUGAGUCACAGUGCAACAAUUUCAUUAAGUUCUUCAAGAACAAAAUAAACAAUAUUAGAGCUCUCAUAUCCUCAUCGCCCGUCCUCUCAUCCCCCCUUCCUACCCCUCCCCCGCCAUCUACAUCCUCAACUUUCACUUCUUUCUCUGACAUCACCCCCCAUGAUAUUGAAGAAAUCAUUACCAAAAUGAAACCUUCUACCUGCCCACUCGACCCCAUUCCCACUACUCUGCUGAAAACCUCCAUCGCUGCCCUCUGUCCUCUCAUCGCAAGCUUAAUUAACAUCUCUCUCUGCAAUGGUAGUGUUCCUUCCUCACUAAAAACUGCAGUCAUCACCCCCCUCCUAAAAAAACCCAGCCUCGACCCCGAAGUCCUCCUGAACUAUAGACCCAUCUCCAACCUCCCGUUCCUGUCCAAAGUCCUGGAAAAAGUGGUUGCUGCCCAGCUUCAACUCCAUCUCACCUCCAACAGUUUAUAUUGUGGCAGACGGCAGGGAGAGGUGAGGGGAGUGGUAAUUGAGGGCAGAUACGUUGCCGCCCGCUGGCUCCACCCCCGAGCCUUAUAUGGACUUCCUGGCCCAACGAGGCAAGCCUGGGCCUAAUUAAGCCAUUAAGGGCAGAGGGAUAAAAGGGGAAGCGGAGUGCACGAACGGCGCAAAGUACCGUGAGGGAAACGCGUGUUGUGGAGAGUAAGAGAGAGCGAAAAAUAUCUGUGUGAUUACCUGUUUUGACCCGGACUGUUUGACUAACCCCGCUGUGUACCGAACUGUUUUGGCUGAGGACCUGGUUUUUGGAUAUCCCUGGAUUACGGAAAAGGACAACGAGAACGGAUUGUGGACUUUGGAUUGGUUGCUGAAUUUCCCCUUCCCCUCCUUGUGUAAAUUUUCCCUAAAUAAAUCCCCCAAUUUCACUCCA